AGCGACGCAAAGAUUUUUCACAUGAGAAAGAGAGAAUAAAUCAAAGAUAGAAAAACCAAAAACCCUUAUUGCGACUCCCAAAUCAAUUAGCUCUCUCCAAAUCUAACAAAAAUGUCUCAGAUGGAUCCCGAUGCAGUGUCCAAGGCCUUCGUCGAGCAUUACUACUCCACCUUCGAUACUAACCGCGUCGGUCUCGCUGGUCUUUACCAGGAAGCUUCUAUGCUCACCUUCGAAGGUCAAAAGAUCCAAGGAGUUCAGAGCAUCGUCGCUAAGCUCACCUCUCUCCCUUUCAACCAAUGCAAGCACCACAUCUCCACCGUUGAUUGCCAGCCUUCUGGUCCCGCUUCCGGUAUGCUCGUUUUCGUCUCCGGUAACCUCCAGCUCGCCGGCGAGGAACACACCCUCAAGUUCAGCCAGAUGUUUCAUUUGAUGCCGACGCCACAAGGAAGCUUUUACGUGUUCAACGAUAUAUUCAGGUUGAACUACGCCUGAACCAUCAAGUCAGAUUGUUUUUUAGCAUACAUGAUUGUUUGUUGCAAUUCCUAUAAUACUAUAUGAGCAAUCCUUCUAUCAUUUCCUGUCUUGUCCUUUUUCUUUUUAUUCCUAGAUGAUUUACGCUUGAGAAGAGAAAAAAAAACUGUCUCUCUCUUGUAUUUGGUUUGGAUGGUUUGUUCACUUGUGUCAUUACAAUCUAAUGACUUUGAUUAAGACUCAAUUCGAAUGGUUUCCAAUGUCAUUUUGGCUCUUUUUUCUU
Messenger RNA from Camelina sativa (false flax), 754 nucleotides. Its product is annotated as nuclear transport factor 2B. Gene Ontology annotation, biological process: nucleocytoplasmic transport. Lineage: Eukaryota; Viridiplantae; Streptophyta; Magnoliopsida; Brassicales; Brassicaceae. The record is from RefSeq and is a predicted model, not a curated record.